Messenger RNA from Onthophagus taurus, 1486 nucleotides. Lineage: Eukaryota; Metazoa; Arthropoda; Insecta; Coleoptera; Scarabaeidae. The record is from RefSeq and is a predicted model, not a curated record.
AGAUAAAAAUUUAUUUGAUUUACAAAUAUAAACAAACCGUCGAUCACAACAAAUCGUGUUUACAAAUGGCGUUUUCACAAUAUUUCAAACUCGAACCAAAUAAUUUAAUAAAAAGUUUGUCACGUUAAAUGUCAUGGGUAAUAAUUUGUGUUGUUGUUUUAGGAAGAGAUCAAAAAAGAAUAUCUGUGUGCUCCUUCUCGGUUUGGACAACGCUGGUAAAACGGUAGCAGUAAGAUCGUUGGCCAAUGAACCAAUUGAUGAAGUUGUACCCACUGUUGGAUUUUCAAUAGUUAAUUUAAAUUAUAAUGGUUAUAAUGUGAAGAUGUAUGAUUUGGGUGGAGGUGUUACGAUUAGAGGAAUAUGGCAUCGAUAUUUUAUAGAUGCUCACGGAAUUAUUUUCGUAAUAGAUUCAAGUGAUUUUACCCGAUUACGUGAAGUAAAAGAAAUCCUAUCGAACGUACUUUUACACGAAAAAAUCUCAGGAAAACCAGUACUGAUUUUAGCUAAUAAACAAGACAAUGAAAACGCAAUCGAUGAAAUAGAUUUAAUCGAAAUGUUACAAUUAGAAGAAUUAGUAAAUCAGCAAAAAUGUCCAACGUUAGUCGAAACAUGUUCAGCCACAAUGCCUUAUUCCUCAAAAUCAUCGAAAUUAUCGAAACUUCAACAUUUAGACCCAGGGAUUAGAAAAGGUUUUAAUUGGUUGAUGAAUUGCGUUAUUCGUGAGUAUAAAAACUUAGAUGAACGAGUUUUAAAAGAUGUUCGGGAAGAAGAAAUAGCUGUAACAAAAUCGAGAAGUGAAAUUAUCGAACGGUUAAAGGUGAAAAAAGAAAUCGAGCAGCGUAAAAAUCAAGAUGAUAUUAUUGAAUUGUAUUCGGAUUAUGCAAAUAAAAAUGGUAAGGUUAUUAAACCGUUUGAUCAAAGUACUGUUUCAACUCCGUCGUCGUCUCCUGAAAGUUUUACUAAUCGUUCGCCAAGAAUUUAUAAUACAAAUUAUAAUCCGAAUCGAUUUGAUGAACACGUUGGUGCCAGACCAAAAUCAGCAACUCAAGUGGUUAAAGAACAAUUAGAAAUGCAUCAUAAUGAAAAGAAAUUGUUAAAGGGCACAUUAAAAUUCAAAUAUAAUAAAACGCAACCAAUGAGUUUUUGUGGUUCUAGUUCACAUAGUGCUCAAACAACGCGGAGUUUGUUUAAUAAUGGUGAUAGAAGAAUGAAAUCAGCUGGUGAUUCGGUUUUUAUGGUUGCAAAUGGGGGAAAUUUUGGGGGUAUUAAUUAUAAUAAUAUGGCCGGUGGAGAUUUACAGCAGCAUUUAUUUCACGUUAAACACAAGAGACGUAAAGAGCAUAAUCUAAAUAAUAUUGACGUUUCUGGUGGAGACAAUAAUAUUAGUGUUAUUGAUGUUGAAUAAUUGUUUAUUUUUUUAUUUAAUAAGAUAAGGUUGCACUGUUUUUUUUCUAAUUAUAGUUCAAGGAAUGUAUGUAAAUAAUUC